This is a messenger RNA of Coregonus sp. 'balchen', 3876 nucleotides long. Lineage: Eukaryota; Metazoa; Chordata; Actinopteri; Salmoniformes; Salmonidae. The record is from the annotation of a GenBank genome assembly.
ACUACUACCUGGCGAUAAAUUGCAGGGCCUUUUGAGGAAAUCAUCUACAAUGGGAAUUGUAGCUCUUGUUCUCUCUCUGCUACUCACCAACGGAAUCGUUUUAAUCAGUGCAGCGACCAAUGAUCAGAAUUCACAACCAGCUCCUAUUAUUGAACUCUUUGCAACUGCCUCUGCAGGUGUUGUGGAGCUUGCAGAGGACCACAAGCCCAAUGGCUCUUUUCCCUUGUUCAAAACGGCAGGACGAAACCCCCGACCCCAUCCUAUGUGCUUAGUGUCAACUGGAAUCAGAGACACUUUCAAAUACAUCAAUACUGUGGUGUCUGCUCUUGUAUUCAUCGUUGGAAUAGUUGGAAAUUCAGCACUCUUGAGAAUCAUAUAUGAAAACAAAUGUAUGAGAAGUGGGCCUAACAUUCUCAUUGCCAGCCUUGCUUUGGGAGACCUGCUGCAUAUCGUGAUAGACAUUCCAAUCAACUCUUACAGGGUGAAUUACUAACAAUGUGGUGUGCAGUUACUGUCUAUCCUGACAGAAAAUAUAUAUUUUGAUUUGAUUAUCAUAAUGGUUCAAAUCUGAUUGUAUUAUUGAAGUGGGUUUUUUUUUUAGUACAAAUUGUUUUGUAAUAUAAUGUUGACAUGUUGUUUUUGCAGCUCAUGGCUGAGGACUGGCCGUUUGGUUUGGCGCUCUGUAAACUAGUCCCUUUCAUCCAGAAAACAUCUGUUGGAAUCACAGUGCUGAGUUUAUGUGCCUUGAGCAUUAACAGGUGAGAGGAUUGCACAUUCAGGUCACAUUUCUGUUAGAAGAUAAUUGGAAAUGACUGUAUUACUUCGAUUUUACAAGCCAAGACCAGAGAAUGAAUACAGUUGUUAUAAGAAAAGUAAUACGGUUAGAGUUGGCUGAUAUCUACAAUUCAACAACUACAUUUCCUUGAAGUAGGCCCUGAAAUUCUCUUUCAUUAUAAUAGGAUUUUUGUUACUAUUAUUAACAAAAUGCUCCCUAGCCACAUAAUUUCCCUGUUUAUUUUCUAGGUAUCGAGCUGUUACAUCCUGGAAUCGAAUCAAAGGCAUUGGGGUUUCAACGUCGACAGCGGUAGAAAUAACUUUGAUAUGGGUGAUAGCAACAUUCCUGGCUGUGCCUGAAGUUGUCGGCUUUGAUCUGAUAACAAUGGAGUAUCGAGGACGGCAUCUGACAAUAUGUCUUCUUCACCCCACACAGACCAAUCACUUCAUGCAGGUAAUGCCAGUCCUGACAACAUGCAGUAAUAUAGAAAACUAAAAGGUCAAUAAUGUGUUUCAUUUGGUUUUCUUUUGAUAAUAAAUGAAAAUGACAGAUUGAUUAUAUAAUGCGGCAAGGGAGGUGUGCUCAUCCUCGCAUUGCAGUAGGUAGAUAAAACCGGAAACCACAAUACUAAACACUAGAUUUUUACCAUAACAGUUUUAUAAAUCAGCAAAAGACUGGUGGCUCUUCGGCUUCUACUUCUGCACGCCGCUGGCUUGCACGGCUGUCUUCUACACUCUGAUGGCCCGGAAGAUGUUGAGGAAGAAUGAGAAUACCCUGAGGAACUAUACCAUACAGGUGAAUACAGCUCUAGGACUGGAGAGCUAUUAGAUAUGCAGGCUUCCGCUCCAGACCAGCAGUAACACACCUGAUUCUAACUAAUCAUGGUCCAGCCCAAAAAACUAUGAUUAGUUGAUUAUUUUAAGUAGAUGUGUUAGUGCUGGGGUGGAAUAAAAGCCUGCACAUCCCAGUAGCUUUCCAGGACUGGACUUGGAGUCCCACGGGGUGCAGUAUAGACAUUGUCUCUCUAGCUCAGUAAUAUCUUUAUUUUUUAUGAUGUCAUUCAAAUGUCUAAGAUAAAUCUCCUGAUCUGUUUUCACCCAGAGACGAGAAGUGGCCAAGACGGUGUUUUGCUUAGUGCUUGCGUUUGCCCUCUGUUGGUUACCGUUGUACCUGAGCAGAAUCUUAAAACUCACCAUUUAUGAUGAGAAGGAUCCUAAGAGGUGUCAGCUACUGAGGUAAGAAAGGAUACAUAAGACUGUCACAGCUGUUUUCAAAGUGUAGUGUGUGUUACUGAACUGAUCCUCUAUCAUUCCUUUCAGUGGCUUUCUUGUCCUGGACUAUAUUGGCAUUAAUAUGGCAUCGCUGAACUCCUGUAUCAACCCUAUCGCUCUGUACAUGGUCAGCAAACGAUUCAAAACCUGUUUCAAGGUUAGAUUUAAUAUAAUCUUCCUCAUUGUUUGUUAUGUUAGUUCUUACACACGAGACCGAGGAAGAGGGAGGUAAUGGAUGAAGUCUGACAAUGUGAUGCAUGCUGUAUGAACUGUAUGUCAUUUCUGACUCAUUGACUUUAGACAGCUAAACUUGUGAGGGCAAUGACUUGAGGAGGUGAUGGUUAACAAAUGCAGUCCUGGAAAACAGUGACCCGAGCUGAACUAGACACCAGACAGGCCAUUGCUGAGUCAGCAACACUGGGGUCCUCUGUAGCUCAGCUGGUAGAGCACGGCGCUUGUAACGCCAGGGUAGUGGGUUCGAUCCCCGGGACCACCCAUACGUAAAAAUGUAUGCACACAUGACUGUAAGUCGCUUUGGAUAAAAGUGUCUGCUAAAUGGCAUAUUAUUAUCAUAGCAAAGGUUUAAUCUAAGGGCAUUCACAGUGCUGCUAGUUUGCAUUUUAAUCUAAGGGCAUUCACAGUGCUGCUAGUUUGCAUUUUAAUAUAAGGGCAUUCACAGUGCUGCUAGUUUGCAUUUUAAUCUAAGGGCAUUCACAGUGCUGCUAGUUUGCAUUUUAAUCUAAGGGCAUUCACAGUGCUGCUAGUUUGCAUUUUAAUCUAAGGGCAUUCACAGUGCUGCUAGUUUGCAUUUUAAUCUAAGGGCAUUCACAGUGCUGCUAGUUUGCAUUUUAAUCUAAGGGCAUUCACAGUGCUGCUAGAUUGCAUUUUAAUCUAAGGGCAUUCACAAUGCUGCUAGUUUGCAUUUUAAUCUAAGGGCAUUCAGAGUUCUGCUAGUUUGCAUUUUAAUCUAAGGGCAUUCACAGUGCUGCUAGUUUGCAUUUUAAUCUAAGAGCAUUCACAGUGCUGCUAGUUUGCAUUUUAAUCUAAGGGCAUUCACAGUUCUGCUAGUUUGCAUUUUAAUCUAAGGGAAUUCACAGUGCUGCUAGUUUGCAUUUUAAUCUAAGGGCAUUCACAGUGCUGCUAGUUUGCAUUUUAAUCUAAGGGCAUUCACAGUGCUGCUAGAUUGCAUUUUAAUCUAAGGGCAUUCACAAUGCUGCUAGUUUGCAUUUUAAUCUAAGGGCAUUCAGAGUUCUGCUAGUUUGCAUUUUAAUCUAAGGGCAUUCACAGUGCUGCUAGUUUGCAUUUUAAUCUAAGAGCAUUCACAGUGCUGCUAGUUUGCAUUUUAAUCUAAGGGCAUUCACAGUUCUGCUAGUUUGCAUUUUAAUCUAAGGGAAUUCACAGUGCUGCUAGUUUGCAUUUUAAUCUAAGAGCAUUUACGGUGCUAGAAUGCAAAGUAAAACCUGGAAAUCUGAGCAUAUUGAUAGUAAUCUUGGCAGCCCAGAACCAAAAUCUCUGGCUAGCUAUGUUAUGUCUGUCCACAACAUAUUACGUUUGGUGGUUGACUGUUAGUUGACUGUUGGUUGAAUGUUGGUUGGCUGGUAGUUGACUGGUGGUUGACUUUUGGGUGAUUGUAUUUGAAAAUGAGGUGUUGUCCUUUGGACUUCUCUAACUCAUUGUCUUUUCGUCUAUGUCCCUUAGAAAUGCAUAUGUUGUUGGUGCAUACCUCCUGAAGUAUUGACGCUUGAAGAGGUGCCGUCUAUCAUGAAGUCAAAGGUUCAGGACCAAGCCUCUGAGCACAGCAACACUAGAGCUAAUAAACCCACCCCCACU